AAAAGAAAUAGUUUUAGCUUGGAAAAAUGUAAUGAAUCAGACCCAUCAGCAGAAGCAAUCAGACCCAAUGAAAGGCAGCCAGAAUUAUGCCACUGUUGUUGCUCUGUAUAAUACUGUGGGUAAAGAUUUUGGAAGCAUUGCUCACUAUUGAGAGAGGUCAGGCAAUUGGAAGAGAAAGAAAGGAAGAAAAGCGAUACAUUGUAGAAUUUCAAUCAGUAGAUAUCCUUGAUGAAAUGUGAUCCACUGCCAAAGAAGGUGAUGAGCACUUAUGAAACGGACCAGAAUCUCUCUUUCCGUCCACCAGUAACCUGGAAGGAUCUCAUUUUAAACCCUGAUGCCAUCCAGCUCUUCUUCAAGCUAUUCCUGAAGGUGCAAGGAGAUGUAGCACUGUCCCACCAAUUGAACACCUGCCUCCUGCAGCUGGCAUCCCUAAAUGGUCCCUUGGUAGCAGAGCCUGAGGACGCACAUACUUACCUGGCAAACUUCCUGCAUGGGUUUUUCCUCAUCACAACGUGA
This is a messenger RNA of Darwinula stevensoni, 516 nucleotides long. Lineage: Eukaryota; Metazoa; Arthropoda; Ostracoda; Podocopida; Darwinulidae. The record is from the annotation of a GenBank genome assembly.